CCAGUCUUCAGUGUGUGUGAUUGUGUGUGCACUUUAUUCUGUUCAAAUUCUUUACUUUGUUGCUGUUACUAAGUUCAAGAAAGAAGAGAAGGACCCCUCCUUUUACUUUCUCUCUCUCUCUCAUUCUUUUUCUCUCUUUAUUUCUUAUAUAUCUAUUUUUGGCCUACAUUGUCUUGUGCUUAACUUAAAGUAGUGUAGUUGUCCUCUAUUCUUGGUCAUUGUGUUUUUGGUUUCAAGCCCCUUUUUCUUUCUUCUAUAUAGUGUAAUCUUUGUGUUAAAAAACAAAUACCCAUAUAGCUCAAGAGUGGUUUUGGCCAAGAAAGGAACAAUCUUUGUGCUUUUAGAGAUUCAUACAAUAUAAUGCUUGAAAAUUGAACUUCUCUUGUAACCAGAACAAAAUUUGAGGAGUGCCCAUAUUUGCUAAAGUUCUGAGCUUUCUUGAUUUCUGAUCUUAAUUUGUAUGAUUCUGAGUAUAAUUUGGCAAGUGGAAGGUGGGGGAGAAUAGAAAGAAAGGGUGCAUGAAGGAAUAGUGAAACAAUGAGAGAUGAAAAUUCCAAGAAAUGCAAGCUCUCCUGGUCAAAGAAACUUGUCAGAAAGUGGUUCAAUAUUAAGGGCAAAACUGAAGAAUUCCAGUCUGAUGAAGUUGUUUAUGGAGGUGGUGACGAGUGGAGAACGAGCGUCUCGGAGAGGGAGCAUUGCACAAUUAAGAAAACCAAAACAGAGAAAUCAAAUUCGAGUCGGAGUAUGGAGCGUCCUCGACGAGGAAGAGCAGAUCUUGAUCACCCUCAGAUUAUAAAUGUACACAACUACAGCGUUUUCGUAGCUACAUGGAACGUGGGUGGAAAAUCACCGUCGAGUAAUUUGAAUCUAGAUGAUUGGCUUCAUUCAGCACCACCUGCAGAUAUCUAUGUACUUGGAUUUCAAGAAAUAGUUCCUCUAAAUGCUGGUAAUAUUCUUGGAGCUGAAGACAAUGGCCCUGCCAAGAAAUGGCUAUCUCUGAUCCGGAAGACACUUAACAAUGGUCCUGGUACUAGUGGAGGCAGCGGCUGCUAUACUCCUUCUCCUGUCCCAGAUCCAAUUGCUGAGUGGAAUGCUGACUUUGAGGGGUCAAGUAGACGCAAGGCAUCAUCCUUGUUUCCUCGUCGGUCAUUCCAAACUCCUCAAUGUUGGAGAAUGGAAAACGAUCCAUCCAUUUCGCAACCUCGCCUUGAUAGACGAUACAGUGUGUGUGAUCGAGUAAUUUUUGGACACAGACAGAGUGAUUUUGAUCCUAACGUAAAAUGGGGGCACAGGCCUAGUGACUAUGGUCCCAGGCCAAGUGACUAUUCAUCUAGUCACAGACCAAGCGAUUAUUCCUCUGGUCACAGACCAAGUGACUAUUCCUCUGGUCACAGGCCAAGUGAUUAUUCAUCUGGUCAUAGGCCAAGUGACUAUUCUUGGGGACAGAGGCCCAGUGAUUUCUCCAGAUGGGGCUCUUCAGACGAAGAUUAUGGUCCUGGAGAUUCACCAAGUACUGUUUUGUAUUCACCUGUGACGGGUGAAGAUGGUAAUAGAAUGCCCAGAAAUUCAAGAUACUGUUUGGUAGCCAGUAAACAGAUGGUUGGCAUUUUUCUCACUGUAUGGGUGCGAAGCGAGUUGAGGGAGCAUGUCCGGAAUAUGAAAGUAUCAUGUGUUGGCAGAGGGUUGAUGGGUUACCUUGGAAAUAAGGGAUCUAUUUCCGUAAGUAUGCUGUUGCAUCAGACAAGCUUUUGCUUUGUAUGUACUCACUUAACCUCUGGUCAGAAAGAAGGUGAUGAAUUACGCAGAAAUGCAGAUGUGAUGGAGAUCCUAAAGAAGACAAGGUUUCCGCGAGUAAAUGGUGCGGAUGAAGAGAAGUCCCCUGAAACUAUUCUUGAACACGACCGAAUUAUUUGGCUCGGGGACCUGAAUUAUCGAAUUGCACUCUCGUACCGUUCUGCCAAAGCACUUGUUGAGAUGCAAAACUGGAGGGCAUUGUUGGAAAAUGACCAGCUGCGUAUAGAACAGAGACGAGCUCGGGUUUUUGUGGGAUGGAAGGAAGGAAAGAUAUAUUUCCCACCAACAUAUAAAUAUUCAAGGAAUUCAGAUAGGUAUUCAGGAGAUGACAUGCACCCAAAAGAGAAACGACGAACACCUGCAUGGUGUGAUCGGAUAUUGUGGCAUGGAGGUGGGCUUCAACAAUUAUCUUAUGUUCGUGGGGAGUCUAGAUUUUCAGAUCAUAGACCCGUUUCCAGUGUGUUUUGGGCUGAAGUGGAGUCGGUCCCUAGCAGAUUGAGGAAAAGCAUGAGUUGUUCAAGCUCAAGAAUUGAGGUGGAAGAGCUGUUGCCAUACUCACACGGUUAUACAGAACUCUGCUUCUUUUGAUGGAGAAUGGAGGAUACCGAACCUCAGUUUUUGGCGGGAAUCAAUUAGACGAACCUCAAACCUGAAGGGUGCUUGGGACCGUCCUUAUCCCACUAACCGAAAAAGGUGUAUAUUCAAAAUUUUGAUGACUAACUUAACUUGAAGCAAUGUGGACUACACAUUCUUUCAUUGCAAAUGAACAUUUUCAGUAGAAUUUAGGAGCAUAACUCGACUGUUUGAUUAACAAACUCCCACUGGCAGCGUCUCUUUUGGCAUGGUUAUCAUCUUUCUUCUGUUGUGAUAAGGAUGAACUAGACCAAGAGUUAAAAAGGAGUGCCAAGUGGGAAAAUGACAAUGAUUUUUGUUCCAAGAUUCUUUUAUUAGUUAGGAAUAGGAUUGAGAGAUUCAAUGACAAGAAGAGCAUGAGUGAAAAAUAAUCAUGUUUGAGUUUUGCCUUUUUGUUUUUAAUGAAAUGAAGAUAGAUUCUGAA
Nicotiana attenuata is the source of this 2851-nucleotide messenger RNA. Its product is annotated as type IV inositol polyphosphate 5-phosphatase 7-like. The transcript is spliced from 13 exons. The record is from RefSeq and is a predicted model, not a curated record. NCBI's taxonomy places the organism in Eukaryota, Viridiplantae, Streptophyta, Magnoliopsida, Solanales, Solanaceae. Bases 538 to 2382 code for a protein of 614 amino acids. Gene Ontology annotation, molecular function: phosphatidylinositol-4,5-bisphosphate 5-phosphatase activity; inositol-polyphosphate 5-phosphatase activity; phosphatidylinositol-3,4,5-trisphosphate 5-phosphatase activity. Gene Ontology annotation, biological process: phosphatidylinositol dephosphorylation.